Molecule: messenger RNA, 2662 nt
Organism: Chrysemys picta bellii (western painted turtle)
Lineage: Eukaryota; Metazoa; Chordata; Testudines; Emydidae
Gene: OTX1
Product: orthodenticle homeobox 1
Biological process (GO): regulation of transcription by RNA polymerase II; multicellular organism development
Cellular component (GO): nucleus
Molecular function (GO): DNA-binding transcription factor activity, RNA polymerase II-specific; RNA polymerase II cis-regulatory region sequence-specific DNA binding
Source: RefSeq, a predicted model, not a curated record
UUCAGACUGCGCUGCUGUGCGCGUGCGCCUCUCUCUCUGCACCCCAAACGAUUUCAUUUAAUGCACGAAAAAUAGUUCCAACGUCCCUACGCUUUCGAUUAUUUGCAAUUGUGUUUUUUGUUUUUAAUUGUAUUUCUUAGCGCUUGAUCUGCGCUGCUCUGGUCUGGCUAUAAAACUCCGAAUCCCAACUGUUUGCGUUGUGCCCUGGAAGCGACCUGGCUUGUCGAUUCCGCUCCGAAGAGCUGCUGAUGUUGGUCUUGUUUUGUGGUGUUGUUUUUUUGUUUAUUUCUUUUAGGGAGCGGUGAGUCUCUUCUGCGCCCGGAUUUUCUGCUGUCGCCUGGAAGAACCAAUUUUGUGACUUCGAGAAAUUGUAGACAGACUUUUUAUAUAUAUAUAUAAAUUGGGGAAAAUCCUUCCAGCUUUUAGCAUGAUGUCUUACCUCAAACAGCCCCCCUAUGGCAUGAAUGGGCUGGGGCUGACCGGACCGGCUAUGGACUUACUGCACCCCUCCGUGGGCUAUCCGGCCACCCCUCGGAAGCAGCGGCGGGAGCGCACCACCUUCACCCGCUCGCAACUCGAUGUGCUGGAGGCGCUCUUCGCCAAGACCCGCUACCCGGACAUCUUCAUGCGAGAGGAGGUGGCGCUGAAGAUCAACCUGCCCGAGUCCAGAGUCCAGGUCUGGUUCAAGAACCGUCGGGCCAAGUGCCGGCAGCAGCAGCAGAGCGGCGGCGGGGCCAAGAGCCGGCCGGCCAAGAAGAAGCCGUCCCCGGCGCGGGAGAGUUCGGGCUCGGAGAGCAGCGGCCAGUUCACGCCCCCCGCCGUCUCCAGCUCCGGCUCGUCGUCCUCCUCCAGCUCCAGCUCCUCCGGCAGCGCGGCGGCGGCGCUGGGCAACCCCGCGGCGGCGACCGCCUCCAUCAGCGCCCCGGCCUCGUCCAUCUGGAGCCCGGCCUCCAUCUCCCCGGGCGCCGCGCCCUCGGCCGUGUCGGUGCCGGAGCCGCUGCCGCCCGGCGGCGCGUCCUGCAUGCAGCGCUCGGUGGCCGGCGCCUCCUCCGCCUCCUACCCCAUGUCCUACGGCCAAGGUGGCGGCUACGGCCAGGGCUACCCGGCGGCCCCCUCCUCCUCCUACUUCGGCGGCGUGGAGUGCAGCUCCUACCUGGCGCCCAUGCACUCCCACCACCACCCGCACCAGCUCAGCCCCAUGGCGCCCUCCUCCAUGGCCGGCCACCACCACCACCCGCUGGGCCAGGGCUCCGGCCACCACCACCACCAUCACCACCACCAGGGCUACGGCAGCACGGGGCUGGCCUUCAACUCCCCCGACUGCCUGGACUACAAGGAGCCCGGCGCCGCCUCCUCCUGGAAACUCAACUUCAACUCCCCCGACUGCCUGGACUACAAGGACCAGGCCUCCUGGAGGUUCCAGGUCUUGUAGGCAGCGCCCGCCCGGCCCGGCCCGGCUCGGCCCGGCUCCCUGCGCCUGGCCCCGCUGGCCUUUUGCUACGUGAGAAACAAUGGCCUUCCUCCUGGCCCAGCCUGCGCUGACCCCCAGCCUCGGGCUGGCCCCGCUGCUCCCUGCUCCGGAGCUGCCGUCGGUGUGUUUCACUCCCGGGCAGGACUGGGUCUCCAUUUCCCAUGGUCAUCACUAGUAAUCAUUCAUCAUCCCCGACCAAGAGCCCCCCAGCCUCUGGCUCGGGGCUGCUGGCUGAGAUCUGCUGCUGGACCCGCCCCAGUAACUUAUUUAUUCCGUCUCUGCACCCCGGGAUUAUUCCGUCCGGUGGGUUGAUUUAACACCAAACACACAGCCCGGAAGAGGACUUCGGUGCGCCUCCCCUCCUCGAUUUAAAAAGAAAUGCGCUUUGGACACACAGACUCCCCUCUCCCCUCUCGAGAACUCCUUGUGUCAAGGGCAAGGCAGGGAGUGGAAACCUCCUGCACACCCUGCCCGCUGCAGACCCGGUGUACCGCUGUCUUUUUACUUCGGAGAGCUCUGGGCUCUCUCUCGGUAGGACUGUACAGCCUCUUGCCGCAGCAAGCAGCAGGAAUGGUGUCCAUAUUCGGUCCGUUCCAGGGACCAGUAUUAUUUUGAGUUGAUGUUACUGGGUUGCAAUUUUGAGUUUUAACACGCAGGAAAUUGAACUAAACAAAACUUCUCUCCUCCCCUUCCCCUUCAACAAAUCUUCGCGUCAGGAUUCCCAGCGCUGCAUCUUUCCUCUCUUCGGGGUGCUCCUGCUUCUUAGGGCUAAUCAAACCCACUCCAGGGAGAAGAGGCGGGGAGGGCAGGCGAGCUGGGAUGGUGGUUUAGGGAACAGCUGUAAUGGGGGGGAGGGGGAGCUGGGAAGGUUAGGAAGAGGGGGAGGAAAGGCUUGUCCAGCGGAUCCGCAGUCCAGAUCCCGUUUACAGACCAAAAAAGAAAAGGAGAAAAAAAAUAGGGGAAAAAAAGUAAAAGGAAAAAAAAAGCAGCUCAAAUUCCCUCCCUUUUAGCCCCCUCGGUUUGUCUAGUGAGUUUUAGUGCAUCGGCCCUAGCCAGCCACGCCUGCGCAUCUGUCUCAACGAUGGGUUUUAACCGCUUUGUCCCUCGGUGGAAAAGGAAUUUGUAAAUUUGAUUAUUACACCGUAAUCCAACACGUACCUGUUGAAAUGUAAGGCAACUCCUCCCCCUUUA